Messenger RNA from Saccostrea echinata, 1380 nucleotides. Its product is annotated as multiple epidermal growth factor-like domains protein 10. Gene Ontology annotation, molecular function: scavenger receptor activity. The coding region runs from base 1 to 1365 and encodes 454 amino acids. The transcript has 8 exons. NCBI's taxonomy places the organism in Eukaryota, Metazoa, Mollusca, Bivalvia, Ostreida, Ostreidae. The record is from RefSeq and is a predicted model, not a curated record.
AUGGAUGUUGAUACAUGGAUCUAUUUGACAAGUCUGAUAUUUCUCUGGGUAAUGAUUAUCUCAUUUGCUAAUUGCUAUGAGCAGCUUAUAGAUACCAGGAAAACGAAAGUGAAAAGCAGUUCGACAUAUAAAACUUUAGUUUCCAGAGGAUCUGCCGACUAUGCAAUUGACGGGAAUUAUAAUCAACAUUACACGAACUGCUUGCACACAGACCUAAGAAGGUCAGAGGCUUGGUUAACGAUAGAUCUUGGAGACAUUUACAAUUUGAAAAGCGUUGAAAUAUGGUACAGAGAUGAUAGCGGAUCUGCUCGUGCUUACAGACUCAAAGGAUUUUCCAUACUUGCCUCUAAAAAUCCAGGAUUUGAUGAAAACGACACAUGUUAUCAGGACCAAGGAAUUGUUGCCCCUGAAACAGUACUUGAAGUGAAUUGUUUUCGGACAGCUCGAUUUAUUAAGAUUCACACUAAUAAGAUCCAUGAUGAGUAUGGUGCCAUUUUGGAGAUCUGCGAACUACAAAUCUUUGGUUGUCCACGUUGGAAGUACGGAGAAAAAUGUAUGCCAUGUGGAAAUUGUAAAAUGGAUUGCCAUGUAACGGGACAAUGUGAUCGAUUUGGUUGCGUUCGUGAUGGGUAUCUUCCGCCAUACUGUAAAGAAUGCAAAAGUGGGAGCUAUGGCAAGGAUUGUAACUCUGUCUGUGGACAUUGUGCUAAUAAUGCAACAUGUAACGAGGUGACUGGCUCCUGUCCUGAUGAAAAUUGUGAAGCAGGAUGGACACAUACUAACGGCAGGAAAUGUGAUAAGGAAUGCCAGCAAGGUUUCUACGGUAGGAAUUGUAGUCUUCCCUGUGGACACUGUGAAAACAAAGCAGCAUGUAAUCACGUAACAGGUACCUGUCCUUCCAGUUUCUGUGAAUCAGGUUGGAUAUAUUCUCCUGAUGGAAGAUGUAAUCAAGCAUGUAAAGGUGGGAGCUACGGCAAAAAUUGUCUCUCUGCCUGUGGGCACUGUGCCAAUAAUGCAACAUGUAACCUCGUGAAUGGUUCCUGUCCCGAGGGAAAUUGUGCACCAGGAUGGAUACGCAGAAGAGACAGAAAAUGCAAUCAAGCCUGCAAUGAUGGCUGGUAUGGAAGAGAAUGUAAGGAACGUUGUGGAUACUGCAGAGGUAACAAACCGUGUCAUCACGUGACCGGAUCUUGUUUGGGGUUGUGUGAACCUGGAUAUCAUGGAGAUAAAUGUGAAGAAAGCGAGUUUUCUCAACUUCUUGUAAUUCAGAGGAAAAUAUUAAACUCUGUUAGAGAAUUUCUAGCUUUUAAGAAGGGCAAAGCUGAACUAAAGGCAAACGGCACAUCCCCGACCGACUUAAAAUAGAAGAAUUCUCUGAAA